AUAUAUGUGCGUGAUAUAAUAAUUGAUUAGUGAAAGUAUUUUGUUUUUUCACGCGAGAAGAUCAUAUUUAAUUGAGGUAAUAAAUACAUGAAUCAGGAGUAGAUCAGUGAAGAAUCAGGUUUGUGCAUUGAACGCACGCAGUAUAUAUUACUACCACGCUAAUACCCUUCAUUGCUCAUUCACGCACAUCCAAAAUACUAAAAUAAAUUUCUCAACUCCUUCCUUCAGCUUCCAUAACUGAAAACGCCAAUACAUUUCAUUGCACAAAACAAAACAUAUUUUGUUAUUAGUUUCAUAGUUAAGACAGGAUCACGAAACGAAGAGAGAAGCACCAUGUUACCGAACAAGCGCAUAAACCAAGAACGACGAAGCGCCAUAUGUUUCGUAUGCUGUCUCGCUACCUUUGUCAUCUUAUGCGCACUUCUUCUGGUUUUUGCAAUCUUAGUUCGCCCCAGGAGCCCACAUGUGAGAUUAACCUCAGCCAAAUCGAACCAAAACAGUUACAACACCACCGUCACCUUCUUUCUCACCAUCGAGAACCCAAACUACGGUUCCUUCAGUUACGAGAAUACCAACAUGAUCGUGCUCCACGCCGGUGGAAAGAUCGGCCAGAGGAAAAUCGCCGGUGGCAUUGUGGGUUACGGAGACACCAAACAAGUUAACGCUACCGUCAAUGUGAGGUCCGUUACGGCGAGUCUAUUUAGUGGCAUUAAUUCGGGGUCGUUGAAUAUCACGAGUUAUGGGAAAUUUAGUGGCACUGUUCAUCUUCUGAAGAUUAUGAACGUCAGAAAGACCGUGGAAAUGACUUGUGAUAUGAAGCUCGACUUGGCGUCCUCCGUAAUUCAGGGUAUUCAAUGCCAUUAACUACUUUUCUUCACAAAACUCUUCUGCUUCUCUGUUCUUUUCAACCUUUUUAUUUCUCUUUACGUUCAUAAAUUUUGCUACUUGUUUGGUAACAUAUAUAGUUUUUGUUCUCCGAA
Molecule: messenger RNA, 980 nt
Organism: Cajanus cajan (pigeon pea)
Lineage: Eukaryota; Viridiplantae; Streptophyta; Magnoliopsida; Fabales; Fabaceae
Product: Late embryogenesis abundant (LEA) hydroxyproline-rich glycoprotein family
Source: RefSeq, a predicted model, not a curated record